Molecule: messenger RNA, 654 nt
Organism: Acanthisitta chloris (rifleman)
Lineage: Eukaryota; Metazoa; Chordata; Aves; Passeriformes; Acanthisittidae
Product: fibronectin type III domain-containing protein 3B-like
Exons: 4
Coding region: 1-654 (217 amino acids)
Molecular function (GO): protein binding
Source: RefSeq, a predicted model, not a curated record
AUGGCGGUAUACCAGGUUCUGCUCUUCCUGCUCCCCCUACCACCUUCCCCAGGGACUUUGGGCUUCUUGGUGGCUGAUAGUUUUAAGAAGCAGCACUUCUUGAUCAGGAUCCAGGCUGUCAAUGAAAUUGGAGCUGGACCUUUUAGCCACUUUAUUAAAGCAAAAACCAGGCCAUUACCACCCUUACCUCCACGGUUAGAGUGUGCUGCAGCAGGGCCACAGAGCCUGAAGCUGAAAUGGGGAGACAGCAGCUCCAAGCUUCACACCAAUGAUGACAUGGUCUAUAUCUUGCAGAUAGAAGACAGAAAUAAAAGGUUUAUCCCAAUUUAUAGGGGACCAAGUCAUACGUACAAGAUACAAAGGCUGACAGAGUCCACUUGUUACUCAUUCAGAAUACAGGCAGUUAAUGAUGCUGGGGAGGGACCUUUCUCAGAAAUCUGUACCUUCUGCACAACCAAGUCAGUCCCACCUGCAAUCAAAGCCCCUCGAGUGACACAGAUGGGAGGAAAUGCCUGUGAAAUUACCUGGGAAAUGGUCCCACCCAUGAAGGGAGAUCCUGUUGGUUAUGUUCUGCAGGUACUGGUUGGAAGAGAAUCUGAAUACAAGCAGGUAGGGAAAUGGUCUGGGUUUAAUAUUGCUAAAUUGAUGGCAUAA